This is a messenger RNA of Scleropages formosus (Asian bonytongue), 2068 nucleotides long. RefSeq names its product sorting nexin 15 (gene snx15). The transcript is spliced from 8 exons. NCBI's taxonomy places the organism in Eukaryota, Metazoa, Chordata, Actinopteri, Osteoglossiformes, Osteoglossidae. Gene Ontology annotation, molecular function: phosphatidylinositol binding. Bases 384 to 1526 code for a protein of 380 amino acids. The record is from RefSeq and is a predicted model, not a curated record.
UUCGUUUGCGCCCUUCUUUCUCGUAUUUUUUCUAUUUAUAUCGGGUAACGUCCACAUCUUUUUCGACGGGAUAUUAUCGAUAAAUUUAUUUCAGGACGGGACCACAUUUGACACUGUAACAAGGCCCUAAUCGUUCUCUUAUUUCUGUAAGAUCUGGUUGACAAAAGGCACGGUAACGUAAAAAGCUCGUGCUACUACCGUUGUGCACGCACGCCGCUUAUGACGUCAUUUCCUACUUCCAUACGCACAGGGCCGGGGCGCAGUCGGAACAUGCGCAUGCGUGACGCCAAUCCGGAAGUGUUCGCGAAGGAACCCAAACAUCGGGGGCGAGGAGAGCCGUGCGGACGGAGCGCAGCCCGCCGAGACCCGUCGAUGAAGCACGGAUGUCUCGGAAAGCGAAGGAAGAGUAUCAUCGGUUCUUCUCCGUGAGAGACCCACGCACGCACGAGAAGGGAUACACGGAGUAUAAAGUCACAGCUCGGUUUGUCUCAAAGAAGAAGCCGGAGGAUGUCAAAGAGGUGGUGGUGUGGAGGAGGUACACGGAGCUGAAGAAGCUGCACGGAGAGCUGUCCUAUACUCACCGCAACCUUUUCCGACGCCAGGAGGACUUUCCCCCCUUCCCUCGUGCCCAGGUCUUCGGACGGUUUGACGAGGCGGUGAUUGAGGAAAGGAGGAAGGCAGCAGAGGCCAUGCUUCUCUUCACCACCAACAUUCCUGCUCUGUACAACAGCCCACACCUCAAGGACUUUUUCAGGGGUGGGGAGAUGAGAAGGCCAUUAGACAUUACCGCUAUCCCCUCUUCCACAUCCCUGCCUCCUCCUCUCAUACCGCUACCUCAAGCGUCUUCAAAUGACUGGACAGAAGAAGAAAGGGGGACUGAGGCACCAGCCCUACCACAGGAGGUGUGCUCAGCCUUGGGGGUCGAGCUGGAGGAGCCGGAGGCUGCGGUGGAGGCCUGCAGUGACAUGGAGAGCAGUCCCGCACAGAUGACCGAUGCAGAGACAGAAGCAAACCCAGAGAGCGACGCACAUUCGCCCCUCGGAGCAAGAAGCCCCUCCGCGAAUUUCAGAAGGAAGCUGUCAGAAUCUCAGGAGGAGCUGGACUUGCUGUUUGACUCUGUGGGGGAAGGACAUCUGGAUGAAGCCCCACUAUCUCUUUCAGAGACUGAUCUUGCCGUCUUCGAUCCUUGUGCCAAAGAAGAUCUAGCCAGUGCAUCACAUGACCACUCUGAGCUGCUGUCGCUCCCGCUGGCCGGCCCAGACAGUGCUCUAGGAUCAAGUGCGGAGGGGGCAUACCUCACCCAGGCAGCCGACGAACUGAAUGCAGCCAUGGAGAAGGAGAAGGAAGGGGAGUACAAUGGCGCCAUACUCCGGUACAAAGCUGCUGUGGACAUUCUGAUCAAAGGAGCUCAGGUGGACCCGGACCUGCAGCGCAGGCAGUCCGUGAAGAGGAGGACCGCGGAGUACUUGAAGCACGCCGAAAUGCUGCUCUCGCUGCAGACUUCCACUCGGGAGCACGAUACGUAGGCGGGAGCAGGCCCUUCGCGCGCACACACUCCAACCUUCGUGCACAUUCCCACUCCCUCUGCCUUGGACUGGGACACACAGUCUCUGACACACGCAUAUACCAACAACCCUUGAGCACAAUAUAACAAAACACUAUUAUAAAUUCCAUCGCAAUAACAGGAAAGUUAUAGUGACAAAUAUUUAACCUGUUUAGUUACAAUAAAAAAGACAUGUUGAAAAGCCUUAAUCAGGCCACUGAUCCACUGAUCUUGGUUGAUCUUUAUUGAUUUCGAGCAUUAGGAUUUGUUUGUCUAUGGUUUUCUUGUAAAUCAGGUUUGUACUGUACUGUAUGUCUAACCGACUUUUAAUAAAGAAGCGACAGCGCGCCGGGUUGCGGUUGCAGUUGCAGUGACGCGGUUCGGCUACCGGGUGUCGCUGCAGACACAAGGCCGAUCUCGUGCCAAGCGAGUGCAUCGGAGAGCGCGUGCACAACAAAGGAAAAAUGUGUGGAAAUGAGGCCCUCGCUUAGGAAUACAUAUUGACACACCUAGUCACUUCCCUGC